Molecule: messenger RNA, 1881 nt
Organism: Ochotona curzoniae (black-lipped pika)
Lineage: Eukaryota; Metazoa; Chordata; Mammalia; Lagomorpha; Ochotonidae
Gene: ARMCX6
Product: armadillo repeat containing X-linked 6
Exons: 4
Coding region: 344-1330 (328 amino acids)
Cellular component (GO): mitochondrion
Source: RefSeq, a predicted model, not a curated record
UUGCUAGUCGCUUCUGUCUGGGUACCAGCCCCCUAUUACUCUGCAGGCGUGUGAACGGAGAAGGAAACUAGGUCGGAUCGUGCAGGUUUGUAGAUCUAUUCGGUCUGUAGAUUGCGGCUGAAGUGUCAACCAGAGAAGGUUGCCUUGGUGGGAAGCUUGCAGGUCGGCAUAAAGUUCUCCAUUGCUGCUUACCUGUGCUUCCGUUUGUCCUGCCAGCCCCUGUGCACAGAUCACUGUGGAGGAAACACAGACACCAGGAGACAAGGACAGGAAGCAUCGACUUGAGUUUGGCAAAGAUUUUCCCCAAGAGAACCGAAGAGCCUGGAAGAGGUUGAAGACUUCCAUGCUCCAACGUUACACAUUCUCAAUAUUCUUUAGUCAGGUGCACCACGGCCCUUUCCUGUCCUGUCCUGAGGCUGGCAUAGUUUUAAACAUGGGACGGGCCCGGGAAGUGGGGUGGAUGGCUGCAGGACUGAUGAUUGGGGCUGGUGCCUGCUACUGUGUUUACAAAUUGACCAUAGGAAGAGAUGAAAGUGACAAUUCAGAGGAGGAAGAGGAGCAGGAAUGGGAGGAUGAUCAGGAUACUGAUGAGGAGGACCCCGAGAGUUGGUUUGAUUUCACAGCCAUGGCUCGGCCUUGGAGUGAGCAUGGGCAGUGGAAUGAACCUGGGGCCCCAGAUGGCACAGAGGACAGACAUUCUGGGGGAGGCAAAGCCAACCGAGCACACCCGACAAAACAGAGGCCAUUCCCCUAUGAACAUAAAAAUACAUGGAGUGCACGAAGCUGUAAAAAUGCCAGCGGUGUUGCCCACUGCUCCAAGUGUCCUUUCUUUCAGGCAAAGAGUGGAUCCAAGCAUUCUGCUUAUGCCCUUAGCUACUGCAUGAAUAGUGCUUUGGGCAACCUCUCAAUGGGUGGAAACGCCAUCCCCACUCCCAUCCUCAGGGAGGAGGAACAGGCUUUGUGGGUGCUGGAAAGCUCCAGUGGCAGUGUGCGAAGUCAGGGCCAGAGAAAGAUAUCCAUGGGUGAAGUGUGUCGGGAGGCUGUGUCCCGUGGCUGCUGCGCGAUGCUGCAGCAGGCUGGAUUAGAUUUGCUAAUAAGCAUGGCAGUUAUUAACGGCAUGAUUGCCAAGUGCGUUUCAGACUUGGAGUUUCCUUUGAUAGCUGAGGGAAGUGGACGUGCAGAGGUUCAGAUUUCGAGAGUGCCGCUGCCUUUGUCUGCAAAGCCAGCACUGGUGGGAGAAGUGUUCAGUGUUCAGGCGCUGCUCUCAUUCAUGUCCGUCUUAGGCAACAGUCCCCACACGGGGCUGCUCCUGCAAAGCCCUGUCCUUUAGAUGGCCAUCUCAGGCGGGAUGGGACUGGAUGCAUCUGGAACCCUCAGAAGAGCUGCAGUGGGUGCUGCCCCCGGGAAGGCAGCCUCAGCCAGACACCACGCCUUUUGGGCAAGUGCUGCAGUGGCUCCCUGGACCACCACACUCUCACUGGCCGGGCAGGGCCCCUCACAGUGCCUGGACUAACUGCUUGGUUUCUUAGUCUGCAGGCAACCUGCACUGCCAAGUCCCCCCUCUCAGCCCUCUUGGUAUGCUAAAGGAAGGGCUCCUUUUGGCUACCAGCUGUGGAGAAGGGACAUCCACUUCCAGCAGCAGUGUUCUCCCUGCCUAAGCGGGCUGCUGUGCAGAGACCCCACGUGUCUGUUCACUUGUGCUCAAAGUGCAUUUCUGACCGCGUGGCUGAAUCAGUUACCUUUCCUAUUUCUUCUACCUGAGUGUGCGGAUGGGAAACCUGCCCACCGCAAGACUUCCCUUCCCUUCCAGCCACCAAAGUGACCCACCCUCCCCCACCUGCGUCUGCAUCUGUGUACCAUCAAUAAAGUUGUAUGCUUUAG